CACAAAGAAAAGGAAAGUUUUAAUUCUGAGCAACUUCACCACUGAGAAGCAUUUUUUUUUUUUUGACCUUCUAAAAAUAGAGAGGAAAUGAGCCUCUUUGGGUCACUCUAGUCGCCGCCUAUCCCUGCCCCAUGCCCGCCCCCACUGCCCACUCAAGGCCAGCCUCUCACAGUGGGCGAUUGAGUGUCUUCAGUGGAAGCCUGAGGCAGAUGCCACGCAAUUCUGGAGCUGGAUACGGCUGCCCCCACGGGGACCCCAGCAUGCUGGACAGCAGAGACACCCCGCAGGAGAGCCGGCAGGACACAAGUGUGGGGACCUCCCAAGAAAAAUCGAAAACCAGGGCCCUCCACCAACCCAGCUCACUGACUGACGGGCAGCCACUCUCCAAAGAGUCCCUGAACCAUGCUCUCGAGUUUUCAGUGCCAGAGAAGGUACCCAAGGCCCAGUGGGACACUCCAGAGGAGGCGCUGUGGACGACUCGGGCUGAUGGGCAGGUACGCCUGCGCAUAGACCCCAGCUGCCCACAAUUUCCCUACACUGUGCAUCGGAUGUUCUACGAGGCCCUGGACAAGUACGGGGACCUCAGCGCUCUGGGCUUCAAGCGCCAGGACAAGUGGGAGCACAUCUCCUACUCCCAGUACUAUCUGCUCGCCCGCAGAGCCGCCAAGGGCUUCCUGAAGCUCGGCCUGGAGCGGGCCCACAGCGUGGCCAUCCUCGGCUUCAACUCCCCGGAGUGGUUCUUCUCGGCAGUGGGCGCAGUGUUCGCAGGUGGCAUCAUCACUGGCAUCUACACCACCAGCUCCCCUGAGGCCUGCCAGUACAUCGCCCACGACUGCCGCGCCAACGUCAUUGUGGUGGACACGCAGAAGCAGCUGGAAAAGAUCCUGAAGAUCUGGAAACAGCUGCCACAUCUAAAGGCAGUUGUGAUAUACAAAGAACCUCCUCCAAACAAGAUGACCCAUGUGUACACGAUGGAGGAGUUCAUGGAGCUGGGGAAUGAAGUGCCUGAGGAAGCCCUGGACGCCAUCAUCGACGCCCAGCAGCCCAACCAGUGCUGUGUGCUGGUCUAUACAUCAGGCACCACUGGGAACCCCAAGGGCGUGAUGCUGAGUCAAGACAAUAUCACGUGGACGGCGCGGUACGGGAGCCAGGCCGGCGACAUCCAGCCAGCAGAAGUGCAGCAGGAGGUAGUGGUCAGCUACCUGCCCCUCAGCCACAUUGCUGCCCAGAUCUACGACCUGUGGACGGGCAUCCAGUGGGGGGCCCAGGUCUGCUUUGCCGAACCCGACGCCCUGAAGGGGAGCCUGGUGAACACGUUGCGGGAGGUGGAGCCCACGUCGCACAUGGGGGUGCCCCGGGUGUGGGAGAAGAUCAUGGAGCGCAUCCAGGAGGCAGCGGCUCAGUCUGGCUUCAUCCGGCGCAAGAUGCUGCUGUGGGCCAUGUCGGUGACCUUGGAGCAGAACCUCACCUGCGCUGGCAGCGACCUGAAGCCCUUCACAACCAGACUGGCAGAUUACCUGGUGCUAGCCAAGGUCCGCCAGGCACUGGGCUUUGCCAAGUGUCAGAAGAACUUCUAUGGAGCGGCCCCCAUGACGGCAGAGACACAGCACUUCUUCCUGGGCCUCAACAUCCGCUUGUAUGCGGGCUAUGGCCUCAGUGAGACCUCAGGCCCCCACUUCAUGUCCAGCCCGUAUAACUACCGGCUGUACAGCUCAGGCAAGGUGGUGCCCGGCUGUCGGGUGAAGCUGGUGAACCAGGAUGCAGAGGGCAUUGGUGAGAUCUGCCUGUGGGGCCGCACUAUCUUCAUGGGCUACCUGAACAUGGAGGACAAGACGUGUGAAGCCAUCGAUGAAGAAGGCUGGCUGCACACGGGUGACGCUGGCCGCCUGGAUGCUGACGGCUUCCUCUAUAUCACUGGGCGCCUCAAAGAAUUAAUCAUCACAGCUGGUGGGGAGAAUGUGCCCCCUUUGCCCAUCGAGGAGGCCGUGAAGAUGGAGCUGCCCAUCAUCAGCAACGCCAUGCUGAUCGGGGACCAGAGAAAGUUCCUGUCCAUGCUGCUCACCUUGAAGUGCGCUCUGGACCCAGAGACCUCUGACCCAACUGAUAAUCUGACCGAACAAGCUGUGGAGUUCUGCCAGCGGGUGGGCAGCAGAGCCACCACAGUGUCCGAGAUCGUGGGGAAGAAGGAUGAGGCCGUGUACCAGGCCAUUGAAGAGGGGAUCCGGAGGGUCAACACAAACGCGGCAGCCCGGCCCUACCACAUCCAGAAGUGGGCGAUUCUCGAGAGAGACUUCUCCAUUUCGGGUGGAGAGCUGGGUCCCACAAUGAAACUGAAACGGCUCACGGUUUUGGAGAAGUACAAAGAUAUCAUUGACUCCUUUUACCAAGAGCAAAAAAUGUAAUCGAGGGCCGCGCUCGCAGUUUCUACAGAAUAGAGGGCAGGCCUUCCGAGCGUCUUCCUGAGCCCCAGGUCUCCUCAGUCUGGCGCAGGCAUUUCUGGCCAGUCUGUUAGAUCUCCAGGUCAGGGCACAACGCCAGCUCUUCAUUUACCAGGUCUUAGACCAGUAAUAGCUGACAAUUCCGAGAAGCUUCAUAUGUGGGUAGUUUUAAUUCCAUUUCAGUAUUGCUUUGUGCUCAGGUGACAAGUGAGAUCAGCUCUCCUUCUAGAACGAAAGGGCUGAUCAUUUUUGGCCUUAGUUCCAGGUAGAUUAACCAGCUGCUAGUUCACAGACAAGACAGCCGGCAGCAGGCUGUGGAGCCGGCGGGAGGGAGAUGGCUGAAACUGCUCUUGUGCGCCACAGGGAAAGCAAUCACUUACAACUCACCUAGCGACCUGACUUCCUCUGGAAUCACGGUGGACACUGCAGACCCUGUUAUUCCACUACCCGGCACUCCUCCGCCACACACAUGCCAACUGACUGGAUGCUUAAUAAAAAUGCUGCUGCCUGUUUGACCCUAUUUAAUGUGUAAUUUGAAUAUUAAACCUUUUAACAGAACUGUCAACAAGGACCCGAUUUUUUUGUUAAUUGAGUAGGUGGGACCAGUGCAGGCAGUCAUGGGCAUUAAACUCACAGGACUGUGGACAGCAGACGUGAGUGACCACUGGUGCCCUGGAAUAAACAAAGGUGCAGGAUGGGGUUAAGUGGAGCAUUCUCGUAAAAGCAGCCAACUCUACGUUAGCCUGUCACCACCAGCCUACCCCACUUCCACUCUGAAUACGGGAAGCAGCCGUUCUCGGUAGCAAGCUGAGCCAACAUGACUGAAGGCCUCUGAUGGGAAACAGGUGGAGAAAGCAAACAUCUCAAUCAGUUUUGGAAUCUUUAUUACUUUGAACCCAAGAGCCACUGAUAACUAGCACAAUCCAAUGAAACCAAGGAAGCAGCAGCUUAAACAAAGGAAAAUACAUUUAAGAUUAUAAGUCUGGUUACAAGCUUAAAAAAUGACCCAGACAGGGAUAUCGUUGCUAAAAAAAAA
This is a messenger RNA of Cebus imitator (Panamanian white-faced capuchin), 3474 nucleotides long. RefSeq names its product acyl-CoA synthetase bubblegum family member 1 (gene ACSBG1). Lineage: Eukaryota; Metazoa; Chordata; Mammalia; Primates; Cebidae. The transcript has 14 exons. Gene Ontology annotation, molecular function: long-chain fatty acid-CoA ligase activity. The record is from RefSeq and is a predicted model, not a curated record. Gene Ontology annotation, cellular component: endoplasmic reticulum; membrane. The coding region runs from base 132 to 2402 and encodes 756 amino acids.